Rubroshorea leprosula is the source of this 1106-nucleotide messenger RNA. Lineage: Eukaryota; Viridiplantae; Streptophyta; Magnoliopsida; Malvales; Dipterocarpaceae. The record is from the annotation of a GenBank genome assembly.
AGUUUGUUGUGAAGGGCACUUUAUGUCAUGUGGAGAGGGAUCCCAUGACCCUUCCUUUUCCAAUGGAGGUUCCUACGAUUUUUUCUCCCAAGCCUGUCUUCUUAACUAAAGAGAGAGCAGUUGGUCCUCCAACGCCUUCAGGAGCGCUGCAUCCAAGAACAACACCACCUUCAUCGCCUCAAUCCUUCUAUCUCCAGCUCCUCCAAACGGUCCCCCAAUUCCAACUGCCGAGAUCGUGAAAAAAGGCGAGACAGGGAACGCUACUUGGGAUGCUACAAUUGCCAGCAUGAGGAGGAAGCCAAGGAGCGUGAGUGUGCGUGGUUGGAGAAAUUCGCAGAUCGAGAUCGUGAGAAGGAGUUGAAGGUCAUUAAAGAAGAGUACAUUGGAUCAAAAUCCUCACAAGGCCCAGCUCAGGGGUUCCUAGCCGAAGUUGUCCGAAGGGAGCAGAGAAAGCUUGUUGCCAAGAAUGUGAGAGAGAUGUAGUCCCUUGCUAAGUUGAUUGUGCUUGAUGGCAUCUCUGAGUUUGAGAGCAUGGAUGUUGCUGUGUAGGUUUAAGUUGAUCCAAAGUUGAAGAAAGUUUAUGAUUAAGGUUCAAUGCAUGUUCCUUUGGGCAGAUCUCUGGUUGAAGUAGAGUGAGGAUUGGGCAGCUUUUGAGGAUGCAGAGGAUUCUGUUAUAGCUAUUCACAGUUGGAGUAGUUUUGUGAAUGCGGAGGUUCUCAAGGUUUAUGAUGCUGGUUCCCAUUGUCUGUCUAUUUUCUGCAACUCAUUGGUACUUUGGAUUCUUGCUGCUUGCAUGCUAAGGUUAAUCUUAUUUAGAUACGAGGGAAGAGCAAAGGUAUGAUAAACCUGUGUUGUUAGUUUAAGAAUGCUAUGAUGUAUUAAAAAAGAAGAAAGAACUUAUCCCUUUUGCUGCUUUUGUCUUGAAGUGUCCAAUUCUUUGUAGCGCAUAUUGCAUAGCUUUUGUCAGGGUAUUUAUGUACACCCAAAGCUUGCUCAUAGCUUCUUCGCUUGUGUAACUUUUGCUUGGAUAUUUAUGUACAUCCAAACUUGCUCGCAGCUUUUGUUUUUUGCUUAGGUAUUUAUGUACACCCAAACUUGCUCAUAGC